GGCGCCGGGGGCCGCGGGGGGCCCUCACUCCCGUUCCCUCCGCAGGCCUGCCAGAGGGGGAACUCCCAACACCUGGAACACCUGCUGUUCUACGGAGCCGAGCCGGGCGCCCAGAACGCGUCGGGGAACACGGCCCUCCACAUCUGCGCCCUCUACAACAAGGAGACAUGCGCCCGCAUCCUCCUCUACCGGGGGGCCAACAAGGAGGUGAAGAACAACAACGGGCAGACGCCUUUCCAGGUGGCUGUAAUAGCUGGCAACUUUGAGCUGGGGGAGCUGAUCCGAAACCAUCGGGACCAGGAUGUGGUCCCCUUCCAGGAGUCCCCCAAGUAUGCAGCCCGGCGGAGGGGGGGUCCACCAAGCACAGGGCUGACAGUACCCCCGAUGCUGCUCCGUGCUAACAGCGACACCAGCAUGGCACUGCCUGAUUGGAUGGUGUUUUCACCCUCUGGGCCCCCUGGCCCUGCCCCAGCGGCCCCAGCUCCGACUACCCCCUCUACCCCAGGCACCAAACUCAGCACUGGCACCUUGAGGAGUGCCAGCAGCCCUCGGGGUGCCCGGGCCCGCUCCCCUUCCCGAGGGAGGCACCCAGAGGAGGCAAGGAGGCAACCCCGGGGACGGCCCAGUUCCAGUGGGACACCCAGAGAGGGGCCAUCUGGGGGCACAGGGGGAUCCGGGGGCCCUGGGGGCUCCCUGGGAAGCCGGGGACGGCGACGGAAGCUCUACACAGCAGUACCAGGACGCUCCUUCAUGGCCGUGAAGCCAUACCAGGCCCAGGGCGAGGGAGAGAUCUCCCUGAGCAAGGGAGAGAAGAUCAAAGUGCUCAGCAUCGGGGAAGGAGGCUUCUGGGAAGGUCAGGUCAAAGGCCGAGUUGGCUGGUUUCCCUCAGAGUGCCUAGAGGAGGUGGCUAAUCGAUCCCAGGAGGGAAAGCAAGAAAGUCGAAGUGACAAAGCCAAAAGGCUCUUCCGACACUACACCGUGGGCUCUUACGACAGCUUUGAUGCCCCCAGGUAAGGAGAGGGGAAUGACCCGGGAGCUGACUACAUCAUUAAGGAGAAGACCGUCCUGCUUCAGAAGAAGGACAGUGAAGGCUUCGGUUUUGUGCUCCGGGGAGCCAAGGCGCAGACCCCCAUCGAGGAGUUCACUCCCACCCCAGCGUUCCCUGCGCUACAGUAUCUCGAAUCUGUGGAUGAGGGUGGUGUUGCUUGGAGAGCAGGACUCCGAAUGGGGGACUUCCUCAUUGAGGUGAACGGACAGAACGUCGUCAAGGUUGGCCAUCGGCAGGUGGUUAACAUGAUCCGCCAGGGCGGCAACACCCUGAUGGUGAAAGUGGUGAUGGUCACGCGGCACCCGGACAUGGAGGAGGCUGUCCACAAGAAAGUGCCCCAGCAGGCGAAGCGUCUCCCUCCCCCCGCCAUCUCCCUGCGGUCCAAAUCCAUGACUUCGGAGCUGGAGGAGAUGGACUAUGAGCAGGCGCCCAUGCCCAGCGUGGAGAAGAAGAGGACGGUCUACCAGAUGGCCCUGAACAAACUGGAUGAGAUACUGGCUGCCGCUCAGCAGACCAUCAGCGCGAGCGAGGGGCCCGGGCCAGGCGGCCUUCCUUCUCUGGGCAAACACCGAGCCAAGGGCUUCUUCGCCACCGAGUCCAGCUUUGAUCCCCACCACCGCUCCCAGCCUAGUUACGAGCGACCGUCUUACCUACCCCCCGGACCUGGCCUCAUGCUGCGGCAGAAGUCCAUUGGGGCAGCUGAGGACGAGCGGCCGUACCUGACGCCCCCGGCCAUGAAGUUCAGCCGGAGCCUAUCGGUGCCGGGCUCCGAAGACAUCCCUCCCCCGCCCACAACGUCCCCGCCCGAGCCCCCCUAUAGCCAAGUUCUAGAAUGGCUCAUGAGCAAGGAGAAAAGGAAGCUGGAAUCCCGUAGCCGGCUGGGCUGCAUCAGCAGGUGUUACCAGUCUAACCCGUCUUCCUCUCCUGACAGGGCUACUAUCCUCAUCUUAGCAAAGCCUGCCACAAAGUCCCUGACCCUCGGCCAAAAGGCCGCCUCCACCAUGAAGCCCUCUCUUGGUCCUCCAGGAGGAGGGCGCCUUCAUUCCCUGCUGACGGCCUAA
Molecule: messenger RNA, 2109 nt
Organism: Gracilinanus agilis (Agile Gracile Mouse Opossum)
Lineage: Eukaryota; Metazoa; Chordata; Mammalia; Didelphimorphia; Didelphidae
Gene: SHANK1
Product: SH3 and multiple ankyrin repeat domains 1
Exons: 17
Cellular component (GO): postsynaptic membrane; dendritic spine; postsynaptic density
Molecular function (GO): ionotropic glutamate receptor binding; synaptic receptor adaptor activity
Source: RefSeq, a predicted model, not a curated record